GAGCACUCCAGUUCCAGGGUUUACAGCAUCCCUAUAUUGUCCAUUGCCUAUCGCAACGUAGGAUGAAGUAACGUUAGUGGGAACAGAAACACUAUGGCUGCCAGUCUCUCUCUGACUCAGCUUUCAAGUGGGAAUCCUGUCUAUGAGAAACACUAUCGACAGGUAGAUCCGUCCAACAGUGGGCGUGUAGCAGCGAGUGAUGCCGCCUUAUUUUUGAAGACAUCUGGCCUUGCAGAUCUAGUCCUUGGCAAGAUAUGGGACUUAGCUGAUUCAGAAUGCAAAGGCUCACUUAACAAGCAGCAAUUUUACGUAGCUCUGCGUUUGGUGGCGUGUGCUCAGAAUGGAUUUGAAGUGUCUCUCAAAAGCCUCAUCGCUGCUGUCCCUCCCCCAAAUUUUCAUGACACUAGCAGCCCUCUUCAAUUUGGACACGUUCCCGUUGACUGUCCAUGGAUAGUCAAGCCAGAGGAAAAGCUGAAAUUCGACGUUAUCUUCGACAGCCUCUCACCGGUGGGAGGCAUGCUCACGGGAGAUAAGGUCAAACCAGUGCUCCUCAAUUCUAAACUCCCUGUGGAUGUUCUUGGCAGGGUCUGGGAGCUGAGUGACAUCGACAGAGAUGGAAUGCUGGACAAAGAUGAGUUUGCUGUGGCCAUGUAUUUAGUAUACAGAGCCCUGGAGUCUGAGUCAGUUCCCAUGACUUUGCCUGUCGGUCUUGUUCCACCAUCGAAAAGGAAAAAAACGACUCCACCCCCUGUGAUGCCACUCCUACCAUCACCUUCACCGUCUAAAGAGAGAGGCCCCACCCACUCUGGUUCCAAAACACUGCCAGCGAAACCUACACCGCCACAGUGGGUGGUAUCUCCUUCAGAUAAAGCCAAAUAUGAUGAGUUAUUUACCAAGACAGACAGUGACAUGGAUGGUUUGGUAUCGGGUGCUGAGGUCAGAGACAUAUUUCUGAAGACUGGUUUGCCAUCCGCCACCUUGGCACACAUAUGGGAGCUUUGCGAUAUCUGUGACGUCGGAAAGCUGACCAAAGAGCAGUUUGCAUUGGCCCUCCAUCUCAUCAAUCAGAAGCUCUCCAAGGGAACAGAUCCGCCCCAGACUCUCUCUCCAGAAAUGAUCCCUCCAUCUGAUAGGCUGGCACGACAGGUGCAGAACAAUGCUUUGUCAGUUCAGGCUGCGGAUUUCUCGGCUAUUAAAGAGUUGGACUCGCUUAGUAAUGAAAUCAUUGAGCUACAGAGGGAGAAGAGUACAGUGGAACAGGACAUCAAAGAGCAUGAAGAAACAAUACGACAGAGGACCACUGAAGUCCAGGACCUGCAGGAGGAGGUUCAGAAGGGCUCAGAGGAGCUGGGACGUUUGCAGGCGGAGCGACAGGAGGUGCAAGAGAAGCUGGAGAGGCUGGACGAGCAGAAAAGAUCUCUGGAGGAACAGCUUUCACUCAUACAGCAGCAAUGCAGUCAGGAGAGCCAACUGAUCCAGUCACUGCAGGUGGAGCACUCGGAGCAGGAACAGAGAAUUGGUGACUAUGAAGAUGAGCUGACCAGAGCUCGGGAAGAGUUGCUCCGUCUGCAGGACGAGACGCGGCACCUGGGAGAGACUGUGGAGUCUGCUCGUGCUCAACUCUGCCCUUUAGAGGACAUGGUUAAAGAAUCUCACACACAGAUUGCUCAGGAACAAGAGCGUUUGAGCGAAUUGAAAGUGGAGGAUAGAGAAGUGACGGCACGGCUGACCUGGAGAGUCCUGGAGGAGCCGGUGCUUGUAAAUGGAACAGCGCCCUCGUCUGAGCACUCGGAGCAACUGCAGUGGCCUCAACCCACAUCAUCUCCACCAGGGAAACCACAGGAGAACAAAAGAAAGGACGAAGACGAGCAGGCAUCCAUGGACGAGCCGCAGGAGCUCAGAGUCACAGAGGAACAGCCCGGAUCAGAUGCAGAGCAGACGCCUGUCAGUCCAGAGGAGCAGGAGCCUAAAGCUGACUUUUAUAGCGCUGAUCUUUAUAACAGUGAACUUUUCUCCAGUGCCUUCUCCACUGUCAGCUCCUCUAAUGUAGCCUGGCCUCAGAAGAACAUGGAAAUUACCCCAGAGCUGGAUGAGGAGGCAGAGGAGGAGAAUGAAAACCCAGAGGAACAGCCUGCCACCAGCACACCAAAGGCUGAAACAGUGGAGACCGAGAAGAAGGAAGCCGCUCCACCAGUUUCACUCCCACCCACCGGUCCUGCUGUUGACUUCUUCCAGUCUGACCCAUUUAUAGACAGUGACCCAUUCACCGAUGACCCUUUCUUAAAGGUCGACAUCGCUGGUGAGCAUGAUCCUUUCGGCGGUGACCCCUUUAAAGGCACAGACCCGUUUGCGGCAGACAACUUUUUGAAACACCCUUCAGCUGGUUUCCCUUUAGAAGACCCUUUCAGUUCCACUGACCCCUUCACCACCACCAUAGGCCUAAAAGAGUCGGAUCCAUUCUCAUCCAAAACCAGCAAUACGGUCACUCCAGACCCGUUCUCAUCUAGCAGUAGUAGCAUCCCAGAUGCCGAUCCGUUCAAAUCUAAAAUGGACGCACGGGCAGACCAUGAUCCAUUUAGCUCAUCUGGCACAGGCCACGACCCGUUCGGAGCGCCGGAGAUUCCUGAAAGAGAGGGGCUAGCAGCGACCAAUGAUCCGUUUGCCCCAGGAGGAGUUACAGUGGUUGCUAACUCAGACCCAGAUCAGUUUGCCGCAAUGUUUGGGAAUGAGACGUUUGUUGGAGGUUUUGCAGACUUCAGUAGCUUAGCGAAGUCUAAUGGUGAUCCAUUUGACAAAAGCACAAACAUCAAUUUAUUUAAGGAGAACACACAGUCAGAUGUUCCUCCAGCAUUACCGCCCAAAACGGGAACACCCACCAGACCUCCCCCUCCACCCCCAGGUAAGCGGUCCAACAUUCACAGAUCGGACUCGUCCGAGUCAUUUCAGAGGCGUGGUCUGUCCAAGGCACAGGGUUCCGGAGAGUUCUCCUCCCUCCCAGCUAAAGACUCGGUACCAGAUCCCUUCGCCCCUUCCUCGCCCCACCAAGCCCUGCGUGACCCCGCCCGAUUCGCCAGCUUUGACAAAUUCCCCACGGAGGACGAAAUGAUAGAGUGGGCGAAAAAGGAGAGUGAGAGAGAGGAGAAGGAGCGUGAGGCUCGUCUGUCCCAGCAGGAGCAGGAGGAUCUGGAGCUGGCGAUAGCCCUUAGCAAGUCCGAGCUGUCUUGACCCAAACUGGACACCAAGACCACCCCGUCACACAGAAGAGGAGGAGCUGGAGAGGACGAAGAGGUUUGACCACCUUUAUGAGCAGAAUCCUUGGUUCCAUCUUAAACAACUUGAUGAUUCCAUUGAGUUCUGGUUCCCAAUUGGUGGAAAAUAUUUGAAGGAUGGAAGGUAACGGACUUAUUGCAGCCUUCUUGGCUUGAAACCUCCUGUGUGACUCCCUUGUGUUUUUAAAUAACCUCAAAUCAAGAGACCUCCAGUAAUCUCGUGGACCGCUCAAAAUCCAUCUGACUUUAGUAAAAUGUAUUGUUAAUGAUAAACAAGUGUUUGGGCAGAUUGAUUCCCAUUUAAUUGAAGUAUAUUUUAGAAUUGUUAGAAAUUUACCAAUGGUUACCCCUGAAGUUCAGAUGGGGACAGGUCGAAGAUGUCAAACAUACUCCAGGUGUUAGGUUUGAUCUCAUCGUAUCUCGAGUACCGUUAACACAUUUGUUGAACGUUUACAAAGCAAGCAAACCGGGCAGCUUCAUCCACUUUUCAAUGUUUCAGCAAUAGUUCUCUAACCCAAGAGGUUUAUCGGGGGCAUCUCUGGAAUCUCAGGAACAUAUCCCACAAUUCAUAAAGCCUCAGAUUUGUAACAGAUUUGCAACAAUAUCAGAAGUCCUACUGAAAUUGAUCAUCCACCAUACUAAAAUAUUUUUAAAGAGACCACUGAUGAAAUUUUGAAAAGUAAUGUGUAACCACCAUUCACUCCAUACUUGAUCUUUCGAAGAAUCAACAUCUUGACAAACUUCUUCAAGAAUCACUAUUUGAAAAUGACAAAUUCAUAAGCAGGCGUUGUAAUUAAUGAAAAUGUACAUAUUUGUGAAAUUGUUUGCCAGUAAUCUUGAACUACAGUGUAUUCAUAUCUAAAUCAUAUUCUGUUUUAUAAAUGUCUUAGUAGAAUGCACAAUAUAGGCAGUCUGCUUCUAAUAGCGAAAACAAAAUGUCCCUUUGUCUCAACAAAUGGCAAAGCAAAAGGAUUAAAGAUGAGAAAUCUCAUUAUUUGAGCGCCACAAAUUGAAUUGAGCCAUGUUUAAGCGGGCUGUCUUUUAAAGUGCCUAACCUUUCUACUUUGCCUUGUAUAGAUGUUAAGCAAGAAGAGAGAAAAACGGUCUGCUAAGAGUUCAGUUGAAAAGGAUUUAGUGUUACUUAUAAUUUCACUACUUCCAGUGCUCACCUUGUCAUUUGAAAAGCUCUCUUUUAUAUACAAGCACAAUGUUAUUGGUAUAUGAUUACAGAGCUGUGUAACACUUAAUUUGUCAUAACCAUUUAAAUUGUAAGUAUGUGGUUUCACCAGUAGGUGGAUCCACCCAAACACACUAUUUGCCUGAAAGACAAGAACCUGCUCUCCUGGGCAUUGUCUGGACUCUCUAUGUCUGUGGCUGGUUUCUGUUCCCCGUUUGUACAAUAGAUUAACUUUGUAAAAGUGUCCUUUUACACAGACUUUGUAUGUGAAAGCAUUUGACAGCAGGUUGGGAGAAGGCCUGGAACCGUAAAGCUCUUUUUGUUUUAAAUGCUUUCAGGUGUUUGCAGUAUUGCCCUUUGACAUCAGUGUGAUGUUGGUUUCAGGACACUAGUUUGCCUUUGGCCAAAGAAAUAUGUGGCGUAAGUGGGGGAAAAAAGCACAAGAGAUUAGAUAAUAUCCCCCUGCGGCAAUAUGGAUUUUCUCUGAACAGUGCAACAAUUACAUGAAAAUUAUUCGAAUCCGCAUUAUUACUAUCGACCAGACAGCAAUACAGCAUUACAAAACUCCAUUUUAAACCCGACGCUUUAUGUUCCACUUAAGGCUGCUGCUGUCUUGUGCUGUUUAUAAAAAAACCUCUUAUGCUCUAUUCUUGAUCAUAUAUGUAUGUAUGUAUAUGCUUUGUGUGCCUCUAAAAGAAAACCACUUAUAUGUUGGCCACUGACUGCCUAUCAAGAACAGGCAAAUUGUAUUUUAUUUUUUUAACUUCCCUUCAUUGGAGGCUAUUCUUUAAAUAUGUUGAGUAACAUGUAAUUAAAAUGAACAAAAUAAAUAUUAAGCUAUUAA
This is a messenger RNA of Triplophysa dalaica, 5290 nucleotides long. It is a transcript of the gene eps15, whose product is annotated as epidermal growth factor receptor pathway substrate 15. The transcript is spliced from 25 exons. The coding region runs from base 94 to 3225 and encodes 1043 amino acids. Gene Ontology annotation, molecular function: cadherin binding; calcium ion binding. The record is from RefSeq and is a predicted model, not a curated record. Lineage: Eukaryota; Metazoa; Chordata; Actinopteri; Cypriniformes; Nemacheilidae. Gene Ontology annotation, cellular component: clathrin coat of coated pit; cytoplasm; plasma membrane. Gene Ontology annotation, biological process: endocytosis; endosomal transport.